Molecule: messenger RNA, 3666 nt
Organism: Vombatus ursinus (common wombat)
Lineage: Eukaryota; Metazoa; Chordata; Mammalia; Diprotodontia; Vombatidae
Gene: BBS5
Product: Bardet-Biedl syndrome 5
Exons: 17
Coding region: 90-2846 (918 amino acids)
Biological process (GO): intracellular transport; cilium assembly
Cellular component (GO): BBSome; ciliary basal body
Molecular function (GO): phosphatidylinositol-3-phosphate binding; protein binding
Source: RefSeq, a predicted model, not a curated record
GCUCGCCGUAGAACCCGCGACAGAAAGGGACGGUUGCCUUGGAGCCGGAGGGAAGCGCCCCGGGAAUCCCUCCCGAAGUCCGGGCUACCAUGUCGGUGUUGGACGCGCUUUGGGAGGACCGAGAUGUCCGGUUCGACGUGUCCUCUCAACAAAUGAAAACAAGACCGGGAGAGGUCCUUAUUGAUUGUUUAGAUUCAAUAGAAGACACCAAAGGAAACAAUGGGGAUAGAGGUAGAUUGUUAGUGACAAAUUUGAGAAUUAUAUGGCAUUCUUUGGCAUUACCCAGAGUCAAUCUUUCUGUUGGCUACAACUGCAUAAUCAAUAUUACAACAAGAACUGCUAAUUCUAAGUUACGGGGCCAGACUGAAGCUCUUUACAUACUAACAAAAUGUAACAAUACUCGUUUUGAAUUUAUAUUUACAAAUGUGGUUCCUGGGAAUCCUAGACUUUUUACCUCUGUCAUUGCAGUACACAGAGCUUAUGAAACUUCUAAAAUGUACCGUGAUUUUAAACUAAGGAGUGCAUUAAUUCAAAACAAACAACUAAGAUUAUUACCACAGGAACAAGUAUAUGAUAAAAUCAAUGGCGUUUGGAAUUUAUCCAGUGACCAGGGAAAUUUGGGAACCUUUUUUAUUACUAACGUGAGAAUUGUUUGGCAUGCAAAUAUGAAUGACAGUUUCAAUGUCAGUAUACCAUAUCUGCAAAUUCGUUCUAUAAAGGUCAGAGAUUCAAAGUUUGGUUUAGCACUUGUUAUAGAGAGCUCUCAACAGAGUGGAGGAUAUGUUCUUGGUUUCAAAAUAGAUCCUGUGGAGAAACUACAGGAGUCAGUAAAGGAAAUAAAUUCACUUCACAGAGUCUAUUCUGCCAGUCCUAUAUUUGGGGUGGAUUAUGAGAUGGAAGAAAAGCCUCAACCUCUUGAAGAUCUGACAGUUGAACAAAUUCAAGAUGAUGUGGAAAUAGAAUCUGAUGAACACACUGAUGCUUUUGUGGCUUAUUUUGCUGAUGGCAAUAAGGUCACUCACAAAAUGGAUUCCCAGCGGGAACUCGCAGAGGAACUGCGGCUUUACCAAUCCACCCUUCUUCAGGAUGGUCUAAAAGAUCUCCUGGAUGAGAAAAAAUUCAUCGAUUGCACCCUGAAAGCAGGGGACAAAAGUCUUCCUUGCCACCGACUGAUUUUGUCAGCUUGUAGCCCUUAUUUCCGUGAGUAUUUCUUAUCUGAAAUUGAUGAGCAGAAAAAAAAGGAGGUAGUACUAGAUAAUGUGGACCCCGCUAUCCUGGAUUUAAUUAUCAAAUACCUUUAUUCAGCCAGUAUUGAUCUCAAUGAUACAAAUGUGCAAGAUAUUUUUGCCUUGGCUAGCCGUUUUCAGAUCCCCUCAGUGUUCACUGUCUGCGUUUCCUAUCUUCAGAAAAGACUUGCUCCUGGUAACUGUCUAGCCAUCCUGAGAUUAGGUCUUCUUCUUGACUGCCCAAGACUUGCGCUAUCUGCUCGUGAAUUUGUGUCCGACCGCUUUGUACAGAUUUGCAAGGAAGAGGAUUUUAUGCAACUUUCCCCACAGGAACUGAUCUCAGUUAUUUCAAAUGAUGGCUUAAAUGUAGAAAAGGAAGAAGCAGUGUUUGAAGCAGUAAUGAAAUGGGUCCGAACAGACAAAGAAAACAGGGUAAAAAAUCUUGGAGAAGUAUUUGAUUGUAUCCGUUUUCGUCUUAUGACAGAAAAAUAUUUCAAAGAUCAUGUUGAGAAGGAUGAUAUAAUUAAAAGCAACCCUGACCUACAGAAAAAAAUCAAAAUUCUAAAAGAUGCUUUUGCAGGAAAACUCCCUGAGCCUAACAAAAAUGCAGAGAAGACUAGUGGCAGUGAGGUGAAUGGUGAUGUGGGUGAUGAAGAUUUGCUUCCUGGAUACCUGAAUGACAUUCCCAGGCAUGGAAUGUUUGUCAAAGACCUCAUUCUUUUGAUUAAUGACACAGCUGCAGUGGCUUAUGACCCCACAGAAAAUGAAUGUUACCUUGCUGCACUGGCUGAGCAGAUCCCCAGAAAUCAUUCCAGCAUAGUCACCAAACAAAAUCAAGUGUAUGUUGUAGGAGGAUUGUACGUAGAUGAAGAAAACAAGGAUCAGCCUCUACAGUCGUACUUCUUUCAGUUUGAUAAUGUAGCAGCUGAAUGGGUUGGACUUCCUCCUCUUCCAUCAGCCAGGUGUCUCUUUGGCCUGGGAGAAGCAGAUGACAAAAUCUAUGUAGUGGCUGGCAAAGAUCUUCAAACGGAGGCUUCACUGGAUUCAGUUUUAUGCUUUGAUCCUGUGGCUAUAAAAUGGAAUGAAGUGAAAAAGCUUCCUAUCAAAGUCUACGGCCAUAAUGUGGUUUCACAUAAUGGAAUGAUAUAUUGUCUGGGAGGAAAGACAGAUGACAAAAAAUGUACAAAUAGGGUAUUUAUUUACAACUCCAAAAAAGGAGACUGGAAAGAUUUGGCCCCAAUGAAAACCCCUCGUUCCAUGUUUGGAGUGGCAAUCCAUAAAGGCAAAAUUGUGAUUGCAGGAGGUGUCACGGAAGAUGGCCUCUCAGCUUCAGUAGAAGCUUUUGAUCUUAUCACCAAUAAGUGGGAAGUGAUGCCUGAAUUUCCCCAAGAGAGAAGUUCUAUCAGUUUAGUCAGUAUGUCUGGAUCUCUUUAUGCUAUUGGUGGGUUUGCUAUGAUUCAACUUGAGUCCCAGGAAUUUGCACCCACGGAAGUCAAUGAUAUAUGGAAGUAUGAAGAUGAUAAAAAAGAAUGGACUGGCAUGUUAAAGGAGAUUCGUUAUGCCUCAGGAGCUAGCUGCCUGGCAACACGCUUCAAUCUUUUCAAACUCUCUAAAUUAUAGACAAGAAAAGUGACAAAAUGUAAUCGGUGGGAGUUUUUAUUAUGGAUUUUUAAUUUGUUGUGUUUUAAAAAGACUGUACAGAAAUUUAUAUAGAAAUCUAUUGUUAUUGUGUCAUUGUCUGAAAUGUUGGCAACUUUUGUAGAUAAUGAAUCAAAGUAAAUAUAUUCUUAAUGUAAUAAUCAGUCAUCAUAAAGAUUUCUAAAAGGAGAUGAAAGAUAAAAUUGAAUUUAUACAAUCCUGUUGGUAAUUUGUCUGAUCCAAAUGUCUGUAAAGAGAUAUUAAGUUCAAAUUGUCUGUGCCUUUAUAGCUAUCAUUUGUAUUAUUAGGCUACUUUUACACUCAUUUUCAAUUACAAUCGAAGUUUGAGGAUGCAAUGUGUCUUUUUUUAACAACAACAAAAAAACCUUUCUGUUUCUCUUGUAUCAAGUUAAAAAUUGUCAAACAAUUUCCUCAAUACAUCAAAAUAUUGAGAUAUUAAUAUUAUGCUUAGUAAUGAAGAAAAUAAUGCAAGAUUUCAGAAAUGGUAUUUAAGACCAUUAAAGGAUCUUUUCAUCACUUAAGGGAAAAAGUCUUGAAGUAAAAUAGUGAAAUUUAAGUGUUCUUUCUUUUCCCUUCUUGUCCUUGUAAGCCUGUGCAUCAUCCAAUUUCCAACUUUCUUUGGUUUACCAAUAAAUCAGUGAUUCUAUCUUUAAAAAUUCAAAAUCAGGAAACUCCAUAAGCUACUAUCUCUCUCUCUCUCUCUCUCUCUCUCUCUUUUUAUUUUUUUGCAGGGGGUGGGGAGUUGGGAGAGUACCAAUAAAGAAAUUGAUUUAUUCAUUAA